Messenger RNA from Paramuricea clavata, 5801 nucleotides. NCBI's taxonomy places the organism in Eukaryota, Metazoa, Cnidaria, Anthozoa, Malacalcyonacea, Plexauridae. The record is from the annotation of a GenBank genome assembly.
GGUAAAGAAUUUCCUAACAGAUUUGUAUCCGCAAAUGUCAGCUGGCCAAGAUGGUUUUGACGCUCGAUUCAACAUGGCAAUUGUCCGACCAAAAGCUUUGACCCGCAAGGAAAGUUCCAUUUUCGAGGAAGUGCUGACUAGAUCAAAUCUCCAAGACCUUAACGAUCUUUUCAACACCAUCUACCGAGACCACAACGGAGAAGACGUUGAAGUCAUCUACUGCUUGGACGAGGAAGCUCUGGCAGAAUUUGAUGAAUUUGACGAGAAAAUUUGUUCGAGGCUUAAUUCAAGUUGGCAGACGGGAAAUUUGAUGACACGAGCGACCAAAGAACGACGCCAUGUUAUUCGCUGGUCAGUAAUUUUAUACGUUCUUUAUCAAUACACAAGGAGAGCCAUUUUCAAGGCGUACGGCCCAAUAUCUAAGAGGAUUCCCAAACGAUAUGUGAAGUAUGCUAUCAAGUUGAACGAGUACUUCCAAAAGCAGAAGGAAAUUAUAGAAAAGGUUUGUAGCAUGUUUCAAAUUGUUCUCUAAUAAAAAAACACAAAACUCCGACAAGACUAAAAUUCUAAUUCGUCCGGUACCGCGUGUAAACGGAAUCCAAACUGCAUGCAUUCAUAAAAUUAAAAUGUACAUUGGCUUGUUUUAUCACGAAACAAUGUUCAACCUUAGAAAAUAGCUCGUCAUUUUAAAUCUUUAAAAUUAAAAAUAUAGAACAUUUCGAUUUGGUUAAAUAUAUCAUAAUGUUUUGGUAAGGAAAAACUAUACAGAACGUUCAUAUUCUGUAUAGUAUAGAGAAUGAUUGACUAUAUAGUUAGUUUUCUAACACACUUUAAUAUCUACUUCUUAUAUCUUUCAGCAUUUUAACGGCAACAUGGAAGGCACAGGGAAGAAAAUUGCGAAAAGAGUUCUCGAUUAUGAUGGGCCACUUGUGGUCAUAAAUUUACUCCGUGAAAAAUUCAGCUCUUCGACAAGACCAACACCCGCCGAGGUUCGUGAGAGCAUGGAAUUGCUAGAAGCGGAUUGUUUAGGGCAUGUUGUAAAGAGUGGGGCAACGGUAGCGUUCCUGAAAGAAGUACCUUCCAAAGUCGAGGAAACUUCGAUCACCAAACAUGGUGUUUCAAAGGACGAUUAUAGAAAAUCUUUUUUUAAAAUUAAUAUGGACAUCUCAAAUAAACUCCGAGAUAGGAUAAAGGCAAACAAUGAAUUUGCUUGUGCAAUUUUAAACGCAACAGAAGACGAUGACUCAGAGCAGUCAGAUGACAAUUGAUAUAUUAUUGUACAGACAUAGAAACGAUAUAUAUAUAUAUAUAUAUAUAUAUAUAUAUAUAUAUAUAUAUAUAUAUAUAUAUAUAUAUAUAUAUAUAUAUAUAUAUAUAUAUAUAUAUAUAUAUAUAUAUAUAUAUACAUAUACAUAUCACAGGUUUUGUAACGUAUAGUGAAGAGAGUGCUCAAUACAUAAAAUUUUGUAGAGCGAAUGUAAUUACUAUUCUUACUUAAAAUGUUUUUUGUCUCUACUCCGAGUUUCACGCAUCACUGCGAUCAUCAGGAGACAUUGUUCUCAAAUACCGUUUGAUUUUCGUUGUUUGAUGGCGUGACUGCGCGCGCGCGCGAGGAUUGUUGAUGUUGCUUACACGCGCGCAGACUACAUUUCCCGCUAAAAAUUGUUUCUGGUGCACGCACUUCGAGAAGAUUUCCGAUCUUUUGUUGAGUAGAUUCUGGUCGCGAGAUUUUAAAAUCAGCAGCUUCUCUUGCAAGCAUAGGUUGCAUCUUGGUCCUCCGCUUGCGUAUGGGACAGCCUUCUUCAGAAUGGACCAAGUGGUGUUGUGAGGUCUUCCGCUUCUCUUCAAUUUCCAAAUAUGCUUCGAUAGCUCCGUUUCGUUCGCAUAUCUCUGAAGCUGGAAUGAUUUUUUAUGGUUUCUGUACCUGUCUUUGAAUUCCCCAGCUGUUACCCCAAUAUACCGCUUCGUUUCACCGUUGUCGUGACUCUUUACUUCGGCUUGGUACACGAUAGCCUGGGUCAGACAUUUCUUCUGGAGGGGGCAUUCAUCUUUCUUGCGGCAGUUACAGUUAAUUUCUUCUGUUGCCGUGGGUUCGGUCGAUCUAAUUCUCGUGUUGUGGUUAGAAAUGGUUGUCUUGACAUUCUUCAUGCAGCUGUAACUAAUUUUGAUUGAAUUGCCGUUAAAGAUCUUAUGUAGACGACUUGAUUUAGGGAAAUGUUUGUCGAUAAGUUGAAGAAAGGUUUUACCAAUGUUUGUUACUACGUUUUUGCUGUAAGGUGGGUUAAACCAUAGUAUGUUUCUGUGUCUUUUGCGUUUGGGUUGGCUGGACGUACAACUCUCAGUGUUGGGGCCGUCAAUAUUACUUGAAGGCGUGGCAUUGUUUUGUAAAUUAAAAUCAUAAUUACUACGACGUAAUGCAUUCUCGUAGGUUGAUGCUGAUGAAUUGAAGGUUUGCUGAUCAGAGGAUAAAUUUGAUAUACGGUGAUUUAUUGAUUUAGGUAGUUGUUUAAUUAUGGCUGGUGGGUGGUUCGAUAAGAAAGGUACAGAAACCAUAAAAAAUCAUUCCAGCUUCAGAGAUAUGCGAACGAAACGGAGCUAUCGAAGCAUAUUUGGAAAUUGAAGAGAAGCGGAAGACCUCACAACACCACUUGGUCCAUUCUGAAGAAGGCUGUCCCAUACGCAAGCGGAGGACCAAGAUGCAACCUAUGCUUGCAAGAGAAGCUGCUGAUUUUAAAAUCUCGCGACCAGAAUCUACUCAACAAAAGAUCGGAAAUCUUCUCGAAGUGCGUGCACCAGAAACAAUUUUUAGCGGGAAAUGUAGUCUGCGCGCGUGUAAGCAACAUCAACAAUCCUCGCGCGCGCGCGCAGUCACGCCAUCAAACAACGAAAAUCAAACGGUAUUUGAGAACAAUGUCUCCUGAUGAUCGCAGUGAUGCGUGAAACUCGGAGUAGAGACAAAAAAACAUUUUAAGUAAGAAUAGUAAUUAUAUAUAUAUAUAUAUAUAUAUAUAUAUAUAUAUAUAUAUAUAUAUAUAUAUAUAUAUAUAUAUAUAUAUAUACAUAUAUAUAUAUAUAUAUAUAUAUACAUAUAUAUAUAUAUAUAUACAUAUAUAUAUAUAUGUUUCAAUAUAAAUAACUCACAAAAUAAACUUUUAAUAUUUCAACAUUUAUUCUACUAUUCCAACGUAUCAAUUCCCACUUCAUCAAGGAUGGACAUUAGGCCAUUGUCGGGCGUUGACUUUGAUAUUCAUCCUUGAUGAAGGGGCAUGCCCCGAAACGUUGGAAUGGUAGAAUAAAUGUUGAAAUAUUAAAAGUUUAGUGUGUGAUUUAUUUAUAUAGCCUAUAUAUAUUAGUUUAAUUGAUGAGUGCCAUAAAUAUAUAUAUAUAUAUAUAUAUAUAUAUAUAUAUAUAUAUAUAUAUAUAUAUUUAGUUUAAUUGGCGGAUAUAGUUUCAAAAUUACUGUUACGUUGCCUUAAUCAUAGUUACUGUUGCUUUAAUGCGACACUAAAUCAGUAGCUAAAUGACAAUUAGAACACUUGGUGAUCAAAAGACAGGAUAAUAUUAGAUAUGUAGAGUUAAUUAUUUUGUAUAUAAGUUAUGUUAUGUAUGUAAAUAUAUUUCAAAUUAGAAGUGUUGCAUUUUUAUAGCAUGGCUUCCUUGCGAAACGACUAAUAUUAAGAAAGGCAGAAUAUUCAUGAGCAUGGUAUGUCAACAACUGGCGCGCAUAUUUCCCGCCAAAAAUUAAUUUACGCAGUUUAUGCUAGCCUGCAUAGUGCAUGCGCGCAGUCUUAUGACUUCAAAACGAUGUCGAUAUCAUGAGACUGCGCGCUGGCUAAGUUUAACAGUAUGCUACCAAUUUCAGCAACAACUCUUGUUUUUAAUAACCCACUGAAAUGAUACACAAACGCGGUCGUACAAAUCUUUACAUGUCACAUUAUAUUGAACGUUGCAUAUAGUUUUACCAGUGGAUGUAUAAAUCCAUAUGACCGUGAUAUGAUUUAUGUUUUAAAACACUACAAAGGUCAAAGGCAAGAUGUAUGUGGAAGUAUAUAAAUGUCAACUUUCAUUAAUAACCUUAUUGAGUGACACGGUAAAUUAAAGUGCGGGUCCGUCCAUCCACAUGCAUGAAGGAUUUAAUUAAGAGUGAAUACAAACGCGAAACAUUCGCGGUUAUAGUCGUUACGCGCAUAAUACUAUAUAGCACAUUAAAAUAUUAAUUUAACAUGCUUAAUAGCUUUACACAAACUGACUGAAAAUUAAAUGAAUAUAUUUUCGUGAAGUUGAACUAUUCGAAAUAUUUCAUUAUUGUUAUGUUACUGUCUUACUGAUGUUUGAUUAAAUGCGUGACACUUCAAGUGCCACAUUACCGGCUCGUUGUUAUCGCAGUUCUGCUUCAGGGCAGGUAUUUUGAAUUUCGACUCUCUGGUUUAGAAAUAUCAAAGUAUUAUAACAAUAUUUCCUCAACAAAUAUGAGCAAUAGACAAAGACAAUAACAUGUUAUGUAAGAUGGUGUGAUCAUAUAUACAGUAAUAAAUCUUUCAUAUGCAAGACAGACUGACAAAGGUCGCAUAACAAACCAGAUUGAACGCAAGAGCAUGUAUAGUCUAGUAGUAGAAUUGCAAUUUUAACUUAAUCGUAAAUCGCAAUAUAUUUCAGCAUUUUCUUUUGCGUCAAAGUAAUUUCUGUUUUAAUUCUCUGAAACAAAGCAGUACGUUUAGUUAAGUUCAGUAUACGAUAUGGUUUGAAAGAAAAGCAGCGAAUUCCUUUACUUGCCACUGGCAAAACUGGCGCUCUGGCAAAACUGGCGCUCUGGCAAAACUGGCGCUCUGGCAAAACUGGCGCUCUGGCAAAACUGGCAAACUGGCGCUCUGGCAAAACUGGCAAACUGGCGCUCUGGCAAAACUGACUAGCACUUUAGUAAACUGGCGCUCUGGCGAAACUGGCGCUCUGGCAAAACUUGCGCUCUGGCAAAACUGGCGCUCUGGCAAAACUGGCGCUCUGGCAAACUGGCGAAACUGGCACUCUGGCGAAACUGGCACUCUGGCAAAACUGGCACUCUGGCAAACUGGCGCUCUGGCGAAACUGGCACUCUGGCGAAACUGGCACUCUGGCGAAACUGGCGCUCUGGCAAAACUAGGGCUCUGGCAAAACUGGCGCUCUGGCAAAACUGGCAAACUGGCGCUCUGGCAAAACUGACUAGCACUUUAGUAAACUGGCGCUCUGGCGAAACUGGCGCUCUGGCAAAACUUGCGCUCUGGCAAAACUGGCGCUCUGGCAAAACUGACACUCUGGCAAAACUAGCACUCUGGCAAACUGGCGCUCUGUCGAAACUGGCACUCUGGCAAAACUGCCGCUCUGGCAAAACUGGCAAACUGGCGCUCUGGCAAAACUGGCGCUCUGGCAAAACUGGCGCUCUGGCAAAACUGGCAAACUGGCGCUCUGGCAAAACUGCCGGCGCUCUGGCAAAACUGGCGCUCUGGCAAACUGGUGCUCUGGCGAAACUGGCACUCUGGCGAAACUGGCACUCUGGCGAAACUGGCACUCUGGCAAAACUGGCACUCUGGCAAACUGGCGCUCUGGCGAAACUGGCACUCUGGCGAAACUGCCACUCUGGCAAAACUGGCGCUCUGGCAAAACUGGCGCUCUGGCAAAACUGGCGCUCUGGCAAAACUGGCAAACUGGCGCUCUGGCAAAACUGCCGGCGCUCUGGCAAACUGGCGCUAUGGCAGAUGGAUAAAAAGCCAAAAACGUACAUCAUUUUGGCGUAUGGCGUUCAGAGUCGUUAUAGAUCGAUGACGUAA